ACUGUAUAUGGCCACAUCGGAAAGACGUUAUAUUCAUCUUUCACGUCAGAAGAAAUAGAGGGAGGUGCUCUUAUCCAAAUUGGAGGGACGAACCUCACUGUGAACACAGUGUUCGAUAAAACCGCAGACGCGAGAGGCGUUAAGAUCAAAUGGGAUACAGAGAACUUGAUACGAUUUGAAGACUGUAUUGAUUUUGGUGAUAAGCAAUGGUAUGGAGGGCCAAUGCAAGAGGACCAAGUGUAUCCCAUUCAGCACGCACACCAGAACUACACGCCAUACGUCACACAAGAAGCCGACAACGCAAACAUAGUCGAGCGAUACUGGCUCAACUCAGCCGGCGAAUACAUCUACGUACACCCACAAGUACCUUUAUUCGUUGACUACAACCUCCUUCAGCCAAAUCACAUCUGUUUUGGAGCUCAAAUCGCUGAACCCUAUUCCACUAAAAGAACACACACAGAACUUUCAUAUGAUAUCUGGUUUUUGUCGGACGUUAAAGCAGCGCAUAAACAUGCGGUGGCCAACUAUUUGGGGAAACCGUCUGGCUUACCAGACUUUCGCAUGGUACAACACCCCAUCUGGUCCACUUGGGCUCAAUACUCUUAUGACGUCACUGGACAGAAAGUUAUGGACUUUGCCAAUGAAAUAAGAGAGCAUGGAUUCAACGAUUCGCAGUUGGAAAUUGAUGAUCUUUGGGAGACGUGUUACGGUUCGAUGGAAGUCGAUACAAAUAAGUUUCCAAAUAUGACUCAUCUGGUCGAAGAGGUGAAAAAAUUAGGAUUCCGCGUUACAAUCUGGCUGCAUCCAUUUAUAAAUGGAGGAUGUGAACCUUGGUACUCCGAAGCCUUGAACAAUGGCUAUCUAGUACUCAAUGAAGAAGGAAGCCCAACAGCUUCCUGGUGGAACAACAACGGCACUUCACCAGGUCUGAUCGACUUCACGAACCCGGCCGCGGCGGGCUGGUGGUCCUCUAGAGUGAGGAACCUUCUCGAUACUCACGGCUUUGAUAGCGCUAAGUUUGACGCUGGACAGAGCAGCUAUUCGCCACAGGUGCCAGUACAGAAUGGAGAUAUAGAUCUGCACCCACACCACAUAGUAGACGCAUUCGUGAGAACUUGCGCAGAAUUCGGAGAUAUGGUGGAAGUCAGAGCAGCAUUUAUGACUCAAGACCUCCCCAUUUUCGUGCGCAUGGUAGACAGAGACUCCAUCUGGGGCAUCAACAACGGCCUGCCCACGGUCAUCACAACCACCUUCCAGAUGAACCUGAACGGCUAUCCCUUCGUGCUGCCAGACAUGAUCGGCGGCAACGGAUACAACCUGAACCACGCGCAAGCUGACAUUCCUUCGAAAGAACUGUUUAUUCGCUGGGUUCAAGCGAACACGUUCUUACCGUCGAUGCAAUAUUCGUAUGUGCCGUGGAACUUUGAUAAUGAGACGAUCGAAAUAAGCAAGAAGUACACAGACCUCCAUGCAGAAUAUGCUGACCAGAUCUAUGCGGCCAUGCAUGCGUCCGUUCAUGACGGGUCACCUGUAAACCCUCCGCUGUGGUGGAUCGACCCUACGGACCCUGAGGCUCUGGUUAUCGCUGAUGAAUACCUAUUAGGGGAAGAGAUCCUUGUCGCUCCAGUUCUUAAGGAAGGUGCUAGAACCCGUAACAUCUACCUUCCAGCUGGCACAUGGUUCGAAGAAGGCGACCCAGAUAGGGCUCAUUUGGGACCCAUUUGGCUCAAAAACUACCCAGCUCCUUUAGAGACACUUCCCUACUUCGUGAAACAUAAAGAAAAUGUAUCUGAUUCCGCAACUAUUCCUACCUUAACUUUAGCAACUUUCGUAUUAGCGCUAGCAAUUAUUUUUGUUUAA
Colias croceus (clouded yellow) is the source of this 1860-nucleotide messenger RNA. Its product is annotated as myogenesis-regulating glycosidase-like. Lineage: Eukaryota; Metazoa; Arthropoda; Insecta; Lepidoptera; Pieridae. The coding region runs from base 223 to 1860 and encodes 545 amino acids. The transcript is spliced from 7 exons. Gene Ontology annotation, biological process: carbohydrate metabolic process. The record is from RefSeq and is a predicted model, not a curated record. Gene Ontology annotation, molecular function: hydrolase activity, hydrolyzing O-glycosyl compounds.